Molecule: messenger RNA, 744 nt
Organism: Glycine soja
Lineage: Eukaryota; Viridiplantae; Streptophyta; Magnoliopsida; Fabales; Fabaceae
Product: WAT1-related protein At5g40230-like
Exons: 4
Coding region: 1-744 (247 amino acids)
Cellular component (GO): plasma membrane
Molecular function (GO): transmembrane transporter activity
Source: RefSeq, a predicted model, not a curated record
AUGUUAUUUUAUUAUAAUAAUGCUGGAGCGGUUGAGUGGCUUGACGUUGGCCUCACCACGUUGGGUAAAGCAACCAUAUCAAGAGGAAUGAACCACUUCGUCUUUGUUGUCUACUCCAACGCCCUUGCAACUCUCAUUCUCCUCUCUUCCUCUUUUUUCAUCAACAGGUACUCCCUCUCUCACUUUCUCUUCCUAUUCUUUUUUUUUUUGAGCAUUUGCAGCAUAACUGUCAUGCAGAAUUGUGUUUUCACUGGCAUUGACUACAGCUCUCCCACUCUUGGAUCUGCUAUGAGCAAUUUGACUCCAGCAAUCACUUUUGUGCUAGCGGUCAUCCUCGGGAUGGAGAAGUUGAAUAUUGGAAGCUCAAUAAGCCAGAUCAAGGUCAUGGGCACAGUGUUGUCCAUCGCUGGAGCAUUACUCGUGACCCUUUACAAGGGAAGUCCCAUCAUCAGCUUUCGAACUCAACCCUCUCCAUCACAACCAUUGCCAUCUUUGUUGGCUGCAACCAGUAACUGGGUCAUUGGAGGUCUCUUCUUUGCCACUGCCGCAUUUUCGACUGUUGUCUUCCUUGGUGAAACACUCCAUGUUGGCAGUGUCAUUGGCGCAGUGGUAAUCGCCAUUGGAUUUUACACAGUAUUGUGGGCACAAUCAAAAGAGGAAAAUGCAAAAGGCCUACAGGUUGAUAGACUGUCAUCCCCGUCUGCCCAAGCGAGUCCUCUACUAGAGACAGUCCCAAGAAAGUAA